Molecule: messenger RNA, 546 nt
Organism: Pseudovirgaria hyperparasitica
Lineage: Eukaryota; Fungi; Ascomycota; Dothideomycetes; Acrospermales; Acrospermaceae
Exons: 2
Coding region: 1-546 (181 amino acids)
Molecular function (GO): nucleic acid binding; RNA-DNA hybrid ribonuclease activity
Source: RefSeq, a predicted model, not a curated record
AUGGUCUACAACAUAGUAUUUGAGGUUGAUGGUGGCUGUCGUCGCAACGGUGCUCAACAGCCUGUCGGUGCUGCCGCUGCCAUCGAGAAGGGGCCAUCAGGUAGAACCAAGAUACACACCGAGCGACUCGAACGUGGAGAGUCCCUCCCAGAGCCUACCAGCUCCCGUGCAGAGCUCACUGCUAUCAACCUUGCCCUCAAGCAAGCUUUGCAAAAGCAUGACGAGUUGCGAUCCUCUCCCAAGCUCAAUGUUGAGAUCCGCUCAGACUCCAAAUACGCUAUCGGUUUUGCAAAUCAGGAUCUGAUCAAAGAGACCUGUGGCCUUGAUGAGCAAAUACGCGAGAGAGGAGAUGUGAACUACGAAUGGAUUCCUCGUGCAUUUAACCGACAAGCAGAUUUGGCUUGCAAUAGGGAAUUGGACGAACAAGAAGCCGAGAUGGAGGAAUGGGAUCAACAGGGAGCUGAGAUGGAGGAAUGGGAUCAACAGGAAGCCGAGAUGGAGGAAUGGGAUGAACAUGAAGCCGAGAUGGAGGAAUGGGAUGGAUAG